Bradysia coprophila is the source of this 1611-nucleotide messenger RNA. RefSeq names its product putative alpha-L-fucosidase. NCBI's taxonomy places the organism in Eukaryota, Metazoa, Arthropoda, Insecta, Diptera, Sciaridae. The record is from RefSeq and is a predicted model, not a curated record. Gene Ontology annotation, cellular component: lysosome. Gene Ontology annotation, molecular function: alpha-L-fucosidase activity. Gene Ontology annotation, biological process: fucose metabolic process; glycoside catabolic process.
AGAACGAGUAAAGUGUGCGGAGUACACACAUCACAAUUGAAAAAUGAAACUAAUUAUCGGAUCAAUUUUACUUAAUUUGAUCGUAAUAAAUGCAUUGAAAGACUUGAGAAACGUUGACGAAAAACCAGCCAUCAAAAAUCGAUUCGAACCGACUUGGGAGAGUCUGGACUCCAGAGAAUUGCCGAAAUGGUACGACGAGGCUAAAGUUGGCAUUUUUAUACAUUGGGGUGUUUAUUCGGUGCCCAGUUUUGGUUCGGAGUGGUUUUGGUACAAUUGGCGAUCGCAAAACGAAUGGAUCAACUAUGAGGAAUACAUUGAAUUUAUGGAAAAGAAUUUCAAGCCUCGCUUCACCUAUCAGGAAUUUGCCAGAGACUUUACCGGUGAACAUUUCAAUGCAACUGAGUGGGUUCAGAUGUUCGCUCAAAGUGGAGCAAAGUAUAUUGUGUUAACCAGCAAACAUCAUGAUGGAUAUACACUUUGGCCAUCAACGUAUUCGUAUAGUUGGAACUCUGUUGACAUUGGAUUGAAAAGAGAUAUCAUUUUGGAGCUAUCUCAAGCCGUACGUGCCGAUAAUCGUCUGAGAUUUGGGUUGUAUCACUCACUGCUAGAGUGGUAUAAUCCAAUGUAUUUGAGAGAUAAAGAAAGUGAUUUUUCGCAAACCGAAUUCGUCGAGAAAAAGGUUAUGCCUGAAUUAACGGAGCUUGUAAUGACUUAUCAGCCGGAAAUUGUAUGGUCUGAUGGAGAGUGGGAAGCGCCAUACAGAUAUUGGAAUGCAACUCAAUUCCUAGCAUGGCUAUACAACGACAGCCCAGUUGCCGAAACAGUUAUUUCGAAUGACAGAUGGGGAGAAGAUACAAUGUGCCAGCAUGGAGGCUUCUUUACGUGCCAUGAUCGUUUUAAUCCAGGUGUUUUACAACCUCAUAAGUGGGAGAAUGCUAUGACAAUCGACAGAGGGAGUUGGGGACACAGACAUAAUGCUAAAUUAGGAGAUUUCCUAACGUCCAAGCAGCUCGUUACAGAACUCGUCAUCACGGUAAGCUGUGGUGGCAAUAUACUGAUUAACGUUGGUCCUGAUAAGACAGGCCUCAUACAGCCAAUUUUCGCUGAGCGACUACGUGAUUUGGGCAGAUGGCUUUCAAUCAACGGUCAAGCCAUUUACAGCUCUCAGCCGUGGAUAUAUCAAAAUGACACUAGCACACCUAACGUGUGGUAUACGUCAGGUCAAUCAUCAACACCUCUGCGAAAAAAUGUUUACGCUAUCAUUCUGGACUACCCUUACGAUGCUGAAAGUAUCGAAUUGUUUUCGCUUUUCGGGCAGACCGAUGAAAAUACCACCAUCGGCAUAUUGGGCUACCCGAAUACGUUGCAGUGGAGCGUGACUGCAAAUUCGGCUAUUGUUACGUUUCCCAGUAAAGCACAGCUCGAUAAAAGAGGACUUGACUUUGCUUGGACUCUGGUAGUCGACAUUCCAGAUGAAUGAUGGAUAUUGUUUUAACUUUUAACAGACGACAAGCAUAUCAACGACUAAAUCAGAUAUCGAAUCUACUACUUCUUUUGAUCUAAGAAUUUUCAGCAGAUUGAAAUAAAAUCUUUCACUUCAUUUACUUUUAA